UCACGCAACGGAAAUGAAGAUGAUGAUCCUAAUGCGGUAAAACUGAAAACUACCAUGGAUAGUCGAUCAUAAUUGUAUGGACAAACUAAAUUAUAAACAGUGUUAACAACUUAUUUCACGUCAGCUGCAAGAAAUCUCAGAUUUUUAUCAACUCAGUGACUCUCUGCGGUGUCUUUCUUCAUUUUUGCGGAGCUAUCGUGUCUUUCUCUCCUGUCUCAACCAUGGCGCUGUGUCUUCUGUUUGGUUCCAAAAUCUGAACCGCUUUUUUCGCUUCAGAAGGUUUCAACUCAGAAAUGCAUAAAGAAAAUGGAUAAUUUUGGUUACAAUAGAUGCUAUUUGAAAUGUAUUCGAUGACUGAUUUAGAGUCAAAACCAUUAAUGAAUACUGGUCCAUUAUCCCUUUGUGAAAUUCUGGCUUCUCAACUAGACAAGGAAAAAUCAAAGUGGCAUGGAAGAAUCACGAGGUCAACAUCUACCAUCAGAUGUUCAAGAAUCUGCAUCUCCUCAUGACUCUGGAAGGCUUAAUUUAGAUGCAUAUGUAAAUCUUGGUUCUAGCUUGCCUGGCCUGAAGAAGAGAAAUCAUGGACAUGGAAGUCGAUCUUGGAUAAAGAUUGAUCAGAAUGGUGAAUCAAUGAUUAUGGAACUUGACAAGGGUACUAUAAUGAGACAUUGCUCCUUGCCCGCUAGAGAUCUGCGUCUUUUGGACCCACUUUUCAUUUAUCCUUCCACAAUUUUAGGACGAGAGAAGGCAAUUGUGGUUGGUCUUGAGCAAAUUAGGUGUAUAAUCACAGCUGAUGAGGUUAUCCUGAUGAAUUCCUUAGAUGCAUGCGUGGUCCAAUAUGAGUCCGAGUUCUGCAAACGUCUACAGACAAAUAAAGAUCAAGCGGAGGACUUGCCGUUUGAAUUUAGAGCUCUGGAAUUGGCUUUGGAAUUAACUUGCAUUUCUCUUGACGCUCAGGUAAAAGAACUGGAAAUGGAGAUUUAUCCACUCUUGGAUGAACUGGCAUCAUCAAUUAAUACUCUUAAUCUGGAACGUGUUCGUAGAGUCAAAGGCCACCUCCUCGCACUGACUCAGCGAGUUCAGAAGGUCCAUGAUGAGAUAGAACAUCUCAUGGAUGAUGAUGGCGACAUGGCUGAGAUGUAUCUGACGGAAAAGAAACAGAGGGCGGAAGCUUGUGCUCUUGGUGACUUAUUUUUUCAAAAUAAUAUCUCAGGUGAGAACAGAGUGCUUUCUAAAUCUGCACCUAUUUCACCUGUGAGAUCAGUUAGUGGGGUCCAGAAAUUGCAGAGGACGUUUAGCAGUAUAGUCACUUCAAGCAAACAUGGAAGCUUGACAAGUUCUUCAAGUAAUGAUGAAAAAGUUGACCAACUUGAGAUGUUGCUAGAAGCAUACUUUGUUGCUAUUGACAACUCCCUCAGCAAGUUGUUCUCGGUGAGGUUUUCUCAUGCUGAAUUUGGUCUUGAACCUAUCCCGCGUUGGAGCCAUGUGCUAGUUCGCCAUGCGAAGAAGGAUGCCGUGCCUCCAAAAUUUGUAUGCAUGGCUGCAAAGCCGCAGUGCGUCUGCCAAUAUGAUGUAUGGGCUGCUAGAGGAAACGUUCAGAACCAGCUGAUUCAAUUUGAGUUGCUUCUUACUGCAGCAACUUUUGUUACUACAGUAUUUGCUGUUGUGACUGGAAUAUUUGGGAUGAACUUCACAGCCUCAGUUUUUGAUUACCCAUCUGCCUUUAAUUGGGUUCUAGUUAUAACUGGUAUUGCUUGUGGGUUUCUGUAUUCUGCAUUCUUAUUUUAUUUUAGGCACAAGAAGGUCUUCCCGCUGUAGAAUGUGCUGCAAAUUGCUGCUGGUGAAUACCGAUAUUUGAUUUUUCGCAUUGAACUUGUAAUUCAUAUUCAUUGUAUUUAUUAUUAUUGCUAUUAUUUUUCAAUUUGUUUCUCCUCUUGCUGUCUUUGGUCAAUUUACAUUUCAAAAGCUUAAGGGCUGGCUA
Jatropha curcas is the source of this 1981-nucleotide messenger RNA. Lineage: Eukaryota; Viridiplantae; Streptophyta; Magnoliopsida; Malpighiales; Euphorbiaceae. The record is from RefSeq and is a predicted model, not a curated record.